GUACACUUUGAGUACGUAGGUACUUAUUCCUCCCGGGCUUGCCCUUUCCCCCGGAGCCUUGGCUCGAGUUUCAUCUGGCACCGUCAACAUCUCCUCCACCGGCAUUCGUCGCUAUUAUUGUUAAUUAUUGCACCACAUCUUCAUCCUUGCACGGCAGACGCCAUCAUGUUGCUCCAAAAACACGCCAAGCUCGCUUUGGCGGGCAUCUCGAGCUUGCUCGUUGCCCGCUCGAGUAGCCAAAAGGUCCCCACAGACCCGUCAUUCGACUGCUCAAACCCCAACUUCCAGGCCAUCUACACGGCCUGCUCGGCCGGCGACUACACCAAGUGCUGCGGCGUCGGUACCCAGUGCUGCGCCGGGGGGUGCUGCGAUCUGCUGUCGGUCUGUGUCGGAGUAGGCACGAGCCAAGAGACGUGCUGCGACUACAGCGACGUCACGUACUGCGGGACGGGGAAGGCCCCUCGCCCUAGCGUCAUCUGCACGGGUUCCAGCGGCCUCUCCUCGUACAACUGCCCGCCCGGAUCGACGUGCAACAUCCAUAACGACUCGUGCUAUGUCCCGGAGGGUGGAUCGUCGCCCUCGCCGAAGCCUCUGCCGCCUGUGCCAUCGUCCACGAUAGCUCCCACGCUGCCGGAUCCUACUCCAGCCACGACUCGCCGUCCCACUCCUACGUCCGUAGCGUCGUCGGACGACAGCGAUGCGACGCCCAGCAGCAGUGCGAAGGCCGGUGGCGGCGCGGGCGCAGGUACAGGCGGUUCAGGUGCUGGGACGACGGGGCCUGUGGGCUCGCCGGGCUCGGGGCCAAGUGUUUCCGUGUCAGUUCUGACUGUGUCGGCAUCUGCGUCCAGCAGCCCACGCCCGUCGUCCGCUGCUUCGGAUCGGAUUGUCAGUCUCUUCCUCGGCGGGUGCCUGGCGGGGAUUGCCGUGUUGGCUGCUUUGCUGUGAGGGCUCCAGGCCUACAUAAUAGUUUAUGAAGUUGCCACUGGCGUUUCUUCAGCCGGCACAUUUUCUUCGGUGCCGUGUGUCCAUUGGCAAUCAGCGGCUUGUAUUUUCCCUCCGGGAGUUAGGAAUUAAGACAUGUAUCCACCCGCCCACUUUGAAUGCACUUUUAAUUCAUUGGGCCAAGCGUGGGCUACUUGGACAUUUUAAGCCACAACACCUUACCUGAGUUAAUUAAUUAGUACCACUAUCACGGACAGUAAUUAUAUAGUGAUAAAAGCCGAG
Lasiosphaeria miniovina is the source of this 1224-nucleotide messenger RNA. RefSeq lists its product as uncharacterized. The coding region runs from base 166 to 945 and encodes 259 amino acids. The record is from RefSeq and is a predicted model, not a curated record. The transcript has 2 exons. Lineage: Eukaryota; Fungi; Ascomycota; Sordariomycetes; Sordariales; Lasiosphaeriaceae.